GGCCAGUCCAUGCCUGAAAGUCCGCAGUUUACCCAGUCCACUGUGUCCUUUCCGUUUCUGCACUUUACCCUGGUCCCUAUCUAAAAAAAUGGCGGUGAUUUCGCUUUCACAGCAGACGAGUGGAACAUCGACAUAAAACCCGGCAAACAUGGCAUCCAAAAUAGAGAAAUCGACUCCAGCAACGGGUAGCCCCGCAGAUUUGAAGGAGAAAAAAAAAGAAAGAAUUUUGGACUUGUCUCGUUACAUGGACAAAUUGAUCAGAGUGAAGUUUACUGGUGGUAGAGAAGCAGCAGGCAUCCUCAAAGGUUAUGAUCCUCUUUUAAACAUAGUCUUGGAUAACACUGUGGAGUAUCUUAGGGAUUCUGAAGAUUCAUUCAAGUUGUCAGAAGACACAAGGCAACUCGGUUUGGUAGUUUGCCGUGGAACAGCAGUUGUCCUCAUUUGUCCUGCUGAUGGUAUGGAGGCCAUUCCAAAUCCAUUCAUUCAACCAGAGUAAUUACAACUAAUCGAACAUUUGAAAUGAAAAUAAUUUGUGUUGUCUGACUUUACAAUAAAAAAUAUAAAAAAAUGAA
This is a messenger RNA of Daphnia magna, 572 nucleotides long. It is a transcript of the gene LSm7, whose product is annotated as U6 snRNA-associated Sm-like protein LSm7. Gene Ontology annotation, biological process: mRNA splicing, via spliceosome; nuclear-transcribed mRNA catabolic process. The transcript has 4 exons. The record is from RefSeq and is a predicted model, not a curated record. Gene Ontology annotation, cellular component: spliceosomal tri-snRNP complex; catalytic step 2 spliceosome; U6 snRNP. Gene Ontology annotation, molecular function: RNA binding. Lineage: Eukaryota; Metazoa; Arthropoda; Branchiopoda; Diplostraca; Daphniidae. Bases 149 to 496 code for a protein of 115 amino acids.